GUAGAAACGUCAAAAACAAUAAAAACACAAACAUUGUGUGCUUUUCUUCAAACAAAUCCAAUCCUUUCGGAAAAAAAUCGCUUCAAAACUAGUUUUUUUAUCGCUAAAAUCAAUAACUACAUCUCCCAUCCACGGCGUAUUAUUUCAACGUUUCACUGGUUGCAAAGGUCAGCGGCGAUUUCCCACCAGGAACCAUGAGCAGCGGAUUUGUGACCGAAACGGAACUAGCCGAGGCCAGACGCAUCCGGCAGGAAGAAUGGGAAAAGGUCCGCACAGCAGACCAACCCAUUGAGGCACCGGAAGAGGAAUACGAUGCCCGCUCGCUGUUCGAGCGAUUGCAGGAACAGAAACAGAAAAAGGACCUCGAGUACGAGGAGGCACACAAGCUAAAAAACAUGAUCAAAGGAUUGGAUGACGACGAGGUGGAAUUCCUGGAUCUGGUGGACAAGAACAAGAUGAACGCCGAGCGGAAGGCACAACUGGAAGAGGCCAAGGAAAUGAACGAGUUUCGGCAGCAGGUUGCUUCCCUGCAGGAGAAACGGAUGGAUGAGCAAAUUCAGCAACAAAUAUCAAAACCGAAGCCAGCCAAAGCCCCCAUUGUAUCCAGUCGAUUGUCACAGAAGAAAAUCUUAGCCGGAGUCGUGGUUCCAAAGCGAAAGCGUGAGGAUGAACCGGUGACCGCACCAGCUGAAACAAAAGAACCUGCAGCAAAUGGCCAAAAGAAGGACGGUAAUACCGCCAGUGCUUCAUCAGAAGUGGCGCCCGCCGCGAGCAGCGAAAUGGCCAAACCCGAAAGCCGAACCACCGGCAACAAGAAGCUGAAGAGUGGAGCCAUGCAGGUCAUCGGCAUCCUUCCGGGGUUGGGAUCCUAUCGGGAGUCGACCGAUUCCGAGGAGAGCAGUGAUACGGACUGCGACUGCGACACCGGCCACUACGACUGGGUUGGGCGGAAGAUCGUCAAGAAAGCGGAAGAGAAGUGAGCAGGGGGACAUUGGAAUGUGUGGGGAUACUAAGUACUAAGUUGGAAAGGCGAGAAAUAUAUGUCAAGCUUUGAAUUGUGAUUUA
This is a messenger RNA of Aedes aegypti (yellow fever mosquito), 1065 nucleotides long. RefSeq names its product protein FAM192A. Gene Ontology annotation, cellular component: nucleus. The coding region runs from base 195 to 980 and encodes 261 amino acids. Lineage: Eukaryota; Metazoa; Arthropoda; Insecta; Diptera; Culicidae. The record is from RefSeq and is a predicted model, not a curated record. The transcript has 5 exons.